This is a messenger RNA of Neolamprologus brichardi, 1909 nucleotides long. The record is from RefSeq and is a predicted model, not a curated record. Lineage: Eukaryota; Metazoa; Chordata; Actinopteri; Cichliformes; Cichlidae.
CAUUCCCAGACAAAGACCGACAGCUUGCAUCUAUCCUUGCUCCACUGCCCAGCACCAUGCGCAGCUUCGUGGUGGGCAUCUGGAUGCAGGUCCUGGUUUACACACUUCUGCUGCAGCUUCAGACUGUAAAGGUGCAGGGAUUUGAUCCAGUUUCCCAGAAACUCCAACGACUUAAUGACCAGUUCCAACAGUUCCAGGCUUUGACUCAAACCCGUUUGAACAUGCUGGACCUGAACCAAAACAGGAGUUCCUUGCAGGCGCUAAAGCGGCGUGUUCAAGCCCUGAAUGACCAUUACCACCAUGUAUCACAGGACCUGGAACACCUAAAGCAAAGCACAACACAGGAGAUAGAGGAUCUCAGGGAGACAAACAGGAAGCUUGAGAAGAAAAAUAAGCGCCUGAUGGGUCGCCUGACUUCAAUGGAAAGAAAGUUAAGGGAGAACUGCCACCAGACUGAGAAAAUGACAGCCGAUCCUGAUCAGGACUUCUUCAACCUCACUCUAGAGCUCCGAAGUCAAGAAGAGAGACUGGCUGCUCUUCAAAUCCAGCGUGAUGAGUUGCUGAUUGGACUAAAAGGGUUGCUGGAAUCCCUGAAAAACCAGGCAACACGCUUGGCCCAACUCGAGGGCCGGCUCAUUUGUAACGUGGACUCCAUGGUGUUGUUCCCCUCGGCCUCAGCAGAAAACUACGUCACCUUCUCCCUGAGUCUACCAGCUCUUCUUGAACUCUCUCUGUGCCUGUGGCUUCGUGUGGAGACACCACAUAUUGGCACGCUGCUCUCCUAUGCCACCGAUGACAGUGACAAUCAGUUAGUUCUUUACGGACAUAGGUCCUCGUCUUCGUCUACACCCUUUUCUGUUUCUUCUCCAUCCUCACCUUCUUCCUCACCCUCUCUGGACUUUGUCAUUAGAGACCCCGUGUAUCGUCGUCUCCAGGUGUCACCGCUUCUGGACGCUCACUGGCAUCAUGUCUGUGUCCUUUGGUCCUCUAUCCACGGUCGAUUCUGGCACUACAAUGACCACCUCCUCGCCUCCUCAGGCUCUGACUUCAGGAAGGGUUGGGAGGUUCCCGGAGGUGGAUCUGUGGUGCUGGGACAGGAGCAGGACUCUGUUGGUGGAGGGUUUGAUCCUGCAGAGGGUUUUGCUGGGCAAAUGGCUGGGUUCAGGUUAUGGAACCGGGUACUUAGCCCAUCAGAGGUAGAAGGAGUAGUGGCAGGAAGAGGUGUGCCCAGAGGAGUGGUGCUUGGCAUGGAGGAUAUAAAGGAGGUGCAUGGGGCGGUGCAUCAUGUGGCCUGUGAUUGUUUAGAGUACUGUGGCUGAUGAUAUAAUCAAGGAAAAAAGCAGUGAUCAUUUAAGCAAUUCCUUUUCUUUUUUUGUGCAAAGGUUGUGUUUGUGAAUGUAAACACUACCGUGCUAUCAGUUUCUACUAUAACUACAGCACUUAUAGAAGUAUUAUUAUUCAUGGACUCUGUAGCAGGGUCAAGCCUGAGACCAGGACAGCUGGAGAAUGCCAGAAUCCACUCUAUGUGAUAAUGAUCAUAACUACACAAAUAUAAAGGAUGCUUUGAAAAAGAUUUCAAAGUAUCCUUACUGAAACAAAAUAUAAUAUAAUUAUAAUGUUAAAACUACUUUCAAAACUAGCGCUGUAAUAGCGAGUGUCGCAAACUAACUAAGAGACUGUAACUAAGAAAUUAGCUCAGUUUAUAUGCCUACUCACGCCUCCUGCCUUUGCUUUGUGACUCUAAAAUUAAAAUCUGUACACAGUAUGAUACAUGCUACACAUAUAAUUAUUACUUAUCACUAUUUACCUUGUUUCUUGCCUGUUUUUCUAAUAGCCAAUGUAUCAAGCAAACUGAACUUUAGCAGCUCAUGUGAAUGUCAAUAAUGUUGUGUUCUUAUGAAUAAAGACU